GCUUCUUAGCAGCAACAGUCUCACGGGCUCCAUUCCUUACAGUAUCUCUGCGCUGAAGGAACUCGAAUUGUUGAAUCUUAGCAGCAACAGUCUCACGGGCUCCAUUCCUUACAGUAUCUCUGCGCUCACGGCACUUGGAAAGCUGGAUCUUAGCAGCAACAGUCUCACGGGCUCCAUUCCUUACAGUAUCUCUGCGCUGAAGGAACUCGAAUUGUUGGAUCUUAGCAGCAACAGUCUCACGGGCUCCAUUCCUGACAGUAUCACUGCGCUCAGGGCACUCGGAUAUCUGAAUCUUCGGAAGAACAAUCUCACGGGUCCUAUUCCCGACAGCCUCGUUCCGCAAUGGUUCUUCCCUUCUGUCUCACCUAAGGGGGCUGAUGGCGGUCUUGUUCCGCAGUGGGCUGUCCCUUCUACCUCACCACCACCACCUAAGCCUUCUGGUUCUGUCACUCCACCUGUCAGUGUGGUGGCCGCUGCCAUUGCUGUUGCGCUUACCUCACUGCUCUUUGUGUAG
Messenger RNA from Closterium sp. NIES-65, 514 nucleotides. Lineage: Eukaryota; Viridiplantae; Streptophyta; Zygnematophyceae; Desmidiales; Closteriaceae. The record is from the annotation of a GenBank genome assembly.